Harpia harpyja (harpy eagle) is the source of this 5081-nucleotide messenger RNA. It is a transcript of the gene YES1, whose product is annotated as YES proto-oncogene 1, Src family tyrosine kinase. Gene Ontology annotation, molecular function: ATP binding; signaling receptor binding; non-membrane spanning protein tyrosine kinase activity. The transcript is spliced from 12 exons. Gene Ontology annotation, biological process: innate immune response; cell differentiation; protein phosphorylation. The record is from RefSeq and is a predicted model, not a curated record. Gene Ontology annotation, cellular component: extrinsic component of cytoplasmic side of plasma membrane. NCBI's taxonomy places the organism in Eukaryota, Metazoa, Chordata, Aves, Accipitriformes, Accipitridae. Bases 185 to 1807 code for a protein of 540 amino acids.
GCUCCCCGCACGCACCGGAGCGCCCGGCUCCCUCCUCCUGCUCCUCGUCCCUCCUCCCUUCCCCUCCUCCCCCCUUCCCUCCCCGGGUCGCCUUGGCUCCGGGAGGAGCGGGGGGGGGCCCUGCUUCCUUCCCUCCCCCCCCUCCUUCUCCCACCCGCUACGCCGAGGAGAGGCAGAAGUGACCAUGGGGUGCAUUAAAAGCAAAGAAGAUAAAGGUCCAGCCAUGAAAUACAGAACUGAUAAUACUCCAGAACCUGUUAUUUCCCACGUCAGCCAUUAUGGAUCAGACUCCAGCCAAGCAACACAGUCACCGUCAAUAAAGGGAUCAGCAGUUAAUUUUAAUAGUCAUUCCAUGACUCCUUUUGGAGGGCCCUCAGGAAUGACACCGUUCGGAGGAGCAUCAUCAUUUUCAGCUGUGCCAAGUCCAUAUCCUAGUACUUUAACAGGUGGUGUUACUGUAUUUGUGGCCUUAUAUGAUUAUGAAGCUAGAACUACAGAUGACCUUUCAUUUAAGAAAGGUGAACGGUUCCAGAUAAUAAAUAACACGGAAGGAGACUGGUGGGAAGCAAGAUCCAUUGCUACGGGAAAAACAGGCUACAUCCCAAGCAAUUACGUAGCUCCUGCAGACUCUAUUCAAGCAGAAGAGUGGUAUUUUGGUAAGAUGGGCAGGAAGGAUGCAGAAAGGCUACUUUUAAAUCCUGGGAACCAGCGUGGUAUUUUCUUAGUAAGAGAGAGCGAAACCACUAAAGGUGCUUACUCCCUUUCCAUACGUGACUGGGAUGAGGUCAGAGGUGAUAAUGUGAAACACUACAAAAUCAGAAAACUUGACAAUGGUGGAUACUAUAUCACAACUAGAGCACAAUUUGAAUCUCUGCAGAAGUUGGUGAAACACUACAGAGAACAUGCUGAUGGGCUGUGUCAUAAGCUAACAACCGUGUGUCCCACUGUGAAACCACAAACACAGGGACUAGCAAAAGAUGCCUGGGAAAUUCCUAGAGAAUCCUUGAGGCUGGAAGUUAAGUUGGGCCAAGGAUGUUUUGGUGAAGUAUGGAUGGGAACAUGGAAUGGAACCACAAAAGUAGCGAUCAAGACACUAAAACCUGGUACAAUGAUGCCAGAAGCUUUCCUGCAGGAGGCUCAGAUCAUGAAGAAAUUACGACAUGACAAACUUGUUCCGCUCUAUGCCGUCGUUUCUGAGGAACCAAUCUACAUUGUCACUGAAUUCAUGACAAAAGGCAGCUUGCUAGACUUCCUUAAAGAAGGAGAAGGGAAAUACUUAAAACUCCCACAGCUUGUGGACAUGGCUGCUCAGAUUGCUGAUGGCAUGGCUUACAUUGAAAGAAUGAACUACAUCCACAGGGAUCUCCGGGCAGCUAACAUUCUUGUAGGAGACAAUCUUGUGUGUAAAAUAGCAGACUUUGGUUUAGCAAGGUUAAUAGAGGACAAUGAGUACACUGCAAGACAAGGAGCUAAAUUUCCAAUUAAAUGGACUGCUCCAGAAGCAGCAUUAUAUGGUCGGUUUACAAUCAAGUCCGAUGUGUGGUCAUUUGGAAUUUUACUGACAGAGCUGGUAACAAAGGGGAGAGUGCCAUAUCCAGGGAUGGUGAAUCGGGAAGUUCUGGAACAAGUGGAACGUGGAUAUAGGAUGCCUUGCCCACAAGGCUGCCCAGAGUCUCUCCAUGAGUUAAUGAAACUCUGUUGGAAGAAGGACCCUGAUGAGAGACCAACAUUUGAAUAUAUACAGUCGUUCUUGGAGGACUACUUUACUGCUACAGAACCACAGUACCAGCCUGGAGACAAUUUAUAAGCCAAUAGUCUGUAUAACAUGCACAAAUAUGCCAAAUGUAAAAGACUUGCAAAGAAUUCCUGAAGUCUAUAAGGAAUAAAAGGAAAGAAAAUCUUCAUUACUUUGCAUGCUCUUAAUGGCAAACUGGAAUUUCGUAAUGCAGUUGCACAAAACCACUUUUAAAGUGUUAUAAUCUAACUUACCAAUGACGUUGUUGUUUUUUUCCUCUUUCCCAACUUGUUUUCAGGGUCCAACGGAAGCUUACUGAAAAUACAGGGUAGAAAAAUGAGUGUUGGUGUGAACAACAGCAGAAAAAACAAUGUUUCAAAUCCUUUAUUUUCCCAAUGUUUGAUAAUCAUUCUACUAAAGAGGGAAUUGUCUGGAAUUAGUGAUCUUGUGGUAAGACAUUUUUAAAGCAGAAGAACUUUGUGGGACCAAGCAAUUCUAUUCCAGUUCUGUAAAACUCCCUGUGUUCAAAAUUACAUGUGUGUGCGCCCCACCGCUCAAAAAAAAAAAAAAAGAUGGUACAACUGUAUUUGAUAUAUAGUCUUGAUCUUUAAGCUUCCUCUUGCAUGGACUUAAUUAGGGUAGGCAAGUUAAAAGAGAAAUUGGAACAGUGAAUGACAAACUUGAUCUAAAUGGUAGACCUCAAUAGUGAAAUUAGAGAGCAUAAUGCACUGUGUUAAUACUUUUAUUAAUAUAACUGGAAAGUAGCAUGAGAGAUUUUUCUUUUUCUCUUUCUGCAUAGCUAAUUAAGAAUAAUGAAGGUAACUAGGAAAUGAGGUAAUAUUUUAUAAAAUUGUGUUGAUAAAGUAUGAUGAUAUUUGAACUUGAAGCUAUGUAAUACAAUCGGGGGGGAAGCCUUUAAUCUUUUAAGCUCCAAUCCAACAGCGAGCUUUUGUAUGGGAAGACACCUGAACAAAGCUCACCAGGAAAGCAAGGCUGAAGCUGGUAAAUGGCCACUUUUUAGUCCUUUUUCAGACAGGUUUGGUACUGUUGUAUGUGGCUUUUAUGUGUUAACAAGGGUGGGUGCCGCAAAUGCUAGCUGUCACUAGUUCAGGGAUUUGAUUGCACUUUUGCUUUUCUUGACUAUUAAGACACGCUUACAUGCAGUUGCUCUUCCCACUUCUGCCCUUCCUACAGAAUUAUUUAAUGAAAAAAUAAACAAAAGAAAAUGUGAAAGUUUAAAAACUAAAGGGAUAAAAUAUAUUUAAUAUUGUCCAAAUAGUGACAUUGAAAUUUGCUGGCAUUCAGCCCAGCUGACACUACAUCUAGAUUUAUUCUCUUUGGCUACUGACAUAUCAAGCAAUAACAUCAUGUCUUUUACUCAACAAUUUGCAUGAGGUUCUUGAAUUUCUGAUCAACUUAUGUACCUUAAUUUUGAAACACUAAACUCUUACUUAGUUACCAGGUUGGAAUUCAUAUUAUCAUUGUAAAGCUAUCCAACAAAUGAAUUUCAGAAAAACUGGUAAUAUAGUUCUGGUACUAAACUUAACAUUCUUCGUGGGUUUACAUUACAUUGAAUACCACUUCCAAACAGAUCUUUGUAAGAACAGUGCCAUCAUUUUUCAUUUUCCCUCAUCAUUGCUCAUCACCUAUACAUAUGUGGUUAUCAGAUUUUAAAAGGGCUUUAUGUAAGAAAAACAAAAAUAAAAAACCACACACAAAAAAAAUUGAAAACCCAAAAUACAAUGGAAUUUUAAUUUUUCUAAAUAUUUUAAAAUUAAUAACACAAUCAUAUGAGUUUAUGUAUUAAUACAGUUAUAACAAAAAAUGCCAAAAAUGACACUGGCAUUGUUUGGAUUUUUAAUUACUGAAUGGAACAGUUCAUUGUAAUAACACUUGUAUAGUAAAGGAAUAAAACACUAACUUAAUGAACAUGUUCAUUGUAAAUGGUUGUGUAUUAUAAGACUUCUCCAAAAGAGUUUGUAUGUUUAUGAAAAUGUAUUUGUUUCACCUGAAGACCUUGAUGUGGUUCUUACCCUAACAGAGUUUAAAAUUCACAUUCACACUUUUUAUAUAAAUAGUAAUAAGUUUAAUUAUGUAACUAAGUAUUUUUAUAAAGUAUGGCAUUGUUGAACUGUUUUGCAGAAUUGGUUCAAAAUAAAUUUCUCCUUGAUUGUAUCUUCUUAUUUGAGCAGGGGGGAAGGCAGUAGGGGGACAAAAGCACAGUAGCCUUCAUAUUGAGGGGAAAAGGAGGGGAAUUUUUAUCCUCUAUUUUAAUGUAUUUUCAUACAAGAUGCUGAGUUCGUGGUGCAUUAUUGCUGUGAAAAGGGAGACAUUUUCUAGAGCAGUUCAGAAGUCCUUGGCAGGAAUGGGCUAGAACAAUUCUGUCUGGACUUAAAACUAACUCCCAUGACAGACAGACAGACUUGGGAUUCUUGUGAGAGCAAGUCCAACGUAGACUCUCAGCUGGCAGUCAAUGCCAUGCUGUAGGGCAAACACAUUUCCUCUCUCUUGCUUUAUCUGGUAUUAGCAGCCACUGUUGGCUUCUGUGCAAUUUUUCAGGGAAUUUUAUACAUUUGUUAUUGUGAUAGCUGAUGUUUUCUCAACUUCAUUGAAUGUUACCUGUCUCAAUGACCAGUACAACUCAAACCACAAGUCCUGACAUGUAUAUACAGUGCCACUGUAGAUUAAGGAGCUAGUACUGUUUGAGUUUCAAUAGUAAUUAAUACAGCACUAAAACCAUUCUUCUUACAGAACCUACGAACUGCAAAGUUUACUGUAUUUUUAGUAUUUCCUGUAAUGUAAUUAAUGUUUUACUAUUUUUAAUGACAGCAAUCAUGUAAUUUCUGGUAAUCUGUACUCUCCCUGUUGUCCACCAGAACAUUGUGAUACCCAUUCUGCAUGCUACGCCUGCAGAUUUUUUCUGUCAUGCGUUGUUUCAAGCUGUAGUAUUUUAAGAAUAUUUUCAUACCAUUUUUGAGUAAACUUCCAAACAUAAAAAGUGUAUGAUCCUACUAUUUAGAUAAAAUACAUCCCCAUUUUAGCAUAAAGCAUUAUGAAAAGAACCUUAUGUUUUCUUAUUCUUGCAACCACUGAAUUGUCAUUUCAUUAGGUGUGAAUAGCUCUUACCACUGAAAAGUAGCCUUGGAAAGUCUCCUAGAGUUUGCUGAUGGGUAGAAUCAAGCCGGAAUGCUAUCUUACCUGUAGUCAUCUACAAUACUGUUUAUUCUAAAACACAUUAUCCACAGCUGGAAUGAGUAUAAAUGAAUAUAAACAACUAAACUGAAUGAGCCCCCACUUCUGUUAUUUAUUUUGAUCUGUUCAAUCCAAUAAACUUCUCAGUUUUUAA